Messenger RNA from Otolemur garnettii (small-eared galago), 1097 nucleotides. It is a transcript of the gene PCBP3, whose product is annotated as poly(rC) binding protein 3. NCBI's taxonomy places the organism in Eukaryota, Metazoa, Chordata, Mammalia, Primates, Galagidae. Gene Ontology annotation, cellular component: nucleus; cytoplasm. Gene Ontology annotation, biological process: regulation of gene expression; regulation of RNA metabolic process. Gene Ontology annotation, molecular function: mRNA binding. The record is from RefSeq and is a predicted model, not a curated record. The transcript is spliced from 14 exons. Bases 78 to 1097 code for a protein of 339 amino acids.
UGACCUUACAGCCUACCUAUGGGAGAAGCGCCCUCAGCACCUCAGGCCGUCACUUCCAGCUGCAUUUUGGGAGAACAAUGGAGUCCAAGGUCUCAGAAGGUGGCCUGAAUGUGACCCUGACCAUCCGCCUGCUGAUGCAUGGCAAGGAAGUUGGAAGCAUCAUUGGGAAGAAAGGAGAGACCGUGAAGAAGAUGCGUGAAGAGAGUGGCGCAAGGAUCAACAUCUCAGAGGGAAACUGCCCAGAGAGAAUCGUGACCAUCACGGGCCCAACAGAUGCCAUCUUCAAGGCCUUUGCGAUGAUUGCAUACAAGUUUGAGGAGGACAUUGUCAACUCCAUGAGCAACAGCCCUGCCACCAGCAAGCCCCCAGUAACGCUGAGGCUGGUGGUGCCUGCAAGCCAGUGUGGGUCCCUGAUCGGCAAAGGCGGCUCCAAGAUCAAGGAGAUCAGGGAGUCCACAGGUGCCCAGGUCCAGGUGGCUGGGGACAUGCUGCCCAACUCCACAGAGAGGGCAGUGACCAUCUCAGGGACCCCAGAUGCCAUCAUCCAGUGUGUCAAGCAGAUCUGUGUGGUCAUGCUAGAGUCCCCACCGAAAGGUGCCACCAUUCCCUACCGCCCAAAGCCCGCCUCCACCCCUGUCAUUUUUGCAGGUGGUCAGGCCUACACAAUCCAGGGACAGUACGCCAUCCCCCACCCGGAUCAGUUGACCAAGCUCCACCAGCUGGCCAUGCAGCAAACCCCCUUUCCUCCCCUCGGACAGGCCAACCCCGCUUUCCCCGGAGAAAAGCUGCCUUUACACUCCUCCGAAGAAGCUCAAAAUCUGAUGGGCCAGUCAUCAGGUCUGGAUGCCAGCCCCCCGGCCAGCACUCAUGAGCUCACCAUUCCCAAUGAUCUAAUAGGCUGCAUAAUUGGACGCCAAGGGACCAAAAUCAAUGAAAUUCGACAGAUGUCUGGAGCACAGAUCAAAAUUGCCAAUGCCACCGAGGGGUCAUCGGAGCGUCAGAUCACCAUCACAGGGACCCCAGCCAACAUAAGCCUUGCCCAGUAUCUCAUCAACGCCAGGCUGACGUCUGAGGUCACCGGGAUGGGUGCGCUCUAA